AUGGGCGGUCUCAUAUCCCGUUUGCUUUUUCAACCACCAGAGCCAGCCAGCUACACCAAGUCAGACAAGUACAUCUUUCUGGAAUGCGAAGACAAGAAAGUUGUUGAUGAAAGAGGACAAAAAGUGAACGUUAAAAUACCGCUCGUGUUUUUGGAAUGUAAAGGAUCCGAUCUUUGUCUACUGUACAGCCAUGGUAAUGCCACUGACUUAGGUCAAACAAUGCCAUACCUGGAGCUUCUUCGCAGUUCUUUAAAGAUCAAUGUUUGUGGGUAUGAAUAUCAAGGAUAUGGAAUAUCUGAGCCAAAAGUAAGCUGCUCAGAACCUAGAGUGUAUGCCAGCAUUGAAGCGGCCGUCAAAUAUUUAAAGACGGAAAGAGGUUUCUCAGAAGAUAGAAUAAUAGUAUUUGGUACCUCCCUUGGUACUGGACCAAGCACCUAUAUUGCUUCCAAAGAAAAUUCAAACUUUAGAGGAGUUAUUCUUCAAAGUCCAUUUACGACAGUUGUUCGUAUUAAAGUCAAUACCAACAAGAAGAUUUUCUUUGAUAUGUUUAGGAACAUUGAUCGGAUAGACAAAGUGAAAUGUCCAGUAUUUAUUAUUCAUGGAAAAGUUGACGAGGUGGUUCCUUUUGAACACGGAGAGAUUCUUCAACAAAAGGUGAAAUACAAAUACACACCUCUGUUUAUAGACUAUGCAGGUCACAACAAUAUUCUGGAAAUUAUGUCAGUGGAACGCUAUUUAAAGCAAAUAUUUAAGUUCAUUGUUUAUUUGAAUGAAUUCAGAAAUGGAAAUCGACAUCUAGAAGAUGCCAAUGGUGGUAAACAGAAUAAUGGAGCCAAUUCAUCAAACACUCAAUAA
This is a messenger RNA of Naegleria lovaniensis, 855 nucleotides long. RefSeq lists its product as uncharacterized. The transcript is spliced from 3 exons. Lineage: Eukaryota; Heterolobosea; Eutetramitea; Acrasida; Naegleriidae. The record is from RefSeq and is a predicted model, not a curated record. Gene Ontology annotation, molecular function: serine-type peptidase activity. Bases 1 to 855 code for a protein of 284 amino acids. Gene Ontology annotation, biological process: proteolysis.